Molecule: messenger RNA, 1490 nt
Organism: Annulohypoxylon truncatum
Lineage: Eukaryota; Fungi; Ascomycota; Sordariomycetes; Xylariales; Hypoxylaceae
Product: glutathione S-transferase
Exons: 2
Coding region: 286-990 (234 amino acids)
Source: RefSeq, a predicted model, not a curated record
CUUCAAAUCUCUGGUUUUCACGUGAUCUCCUUUAAGACACAAUAUAAAGACCAUUAAAGAUUUUACAGUUAGUCUUAGCCAGAAUCUCCUAGAUUAAGAAGAUAGAAUUUUCUUCACACAAUUAAUUAAAUUAUUAAGUCUCACGUUAUUCUGACAGUAAGUCGUCUAUUCUAGCUAUCAACGUCCAAUAUAAGAAUAUACGUUACCCAGCCAAAUCGUCUAUCUUCGCAUCACAGUCGCAUAGAAACCCAAGCUGAGAUCGUUGCAACUCCAAUCCCAAUCAAGAUGACUCUCACGGUUCACCAUCUUGGCAUAUCACAGUCCGAGAGAGUCGUCUGGCUCUGCGAAGAGCUGGGCGUUGACUAUGAGCUGAAGAAGUACGACCGGGCCCCGAUCAUGGCACCGGAAGAAUUCAAGGCCUUGCAUCCGCUAGGCUCAGCGCCGGUCAUCGAAGACGGCGACGUUAAAAUAGCCGAAUCCGGUGCCUGUGUGGAGUACAUCUUGCACACCCGGGGCGGUGGGAAACUGGCGCUUGUUCCGGGAGACAAGGACUACGCCGAGUAUUUAUACUGGUUCCACUUCGCAAACGGCACUCUGCAGCCAACUCUAUUAACGCUCAUGAUGAUGUCUCGGAUGGGAGUAGAUGAGGAGAACAGUUCGUUCAAGCGCUAUACCGCUAGGCAAAAGCAGCUCAUCGAAUUCAUGGACCAACGCCUAUCCAAAGUGCCCUGGCUCGGCGGCGAGCAAUUCACCGCGGCGGAUAUAAUGAAUGUCUGCUGCCUCACGACGAUGCGCUGCUUCGCACCCUACGACCUCGGCGCUUACCCCAACGUCCUGUCUUACCUCCAGCGCGUCGCCGCACGAGAUGGGUAUAAGCGGGCGAUGGAGAAAGGGGAUCCGGAUCUGGAGAUUGACCGGUUGAUCGGGGCGGCCCCUCCGCCUAUGCAAAAAGCCGUGGCGGAAGCCAUUCGAGCCCGCGGACGACUGUAGGGGAAAUGAUAGGUCAUGUAGAUAUUAUUAUAGCCUAGGUAGGUAGGUAGCCUAGGUGUAUAAGCAGUCCAAAAAUCUGCAUGUCUUGAAGAUUGUUAGUGACACGACCCGGAUCUGACAUUGGGCAGAUGAGGGCAGAUGAGGCUGCGUACUUAUUUAUACGUGCUGGUCUCGCAAGAAAUAUGAGGCAUGUAAAUGCCUGCCUAGUAGGUGUCUACGAGGUGUCAGGAACAGUGAGCCCCAAAAGCUAAGGGAGGAAAUAUGUCGCUCAGGGUGGCAGGGUCGGUAGUACAAACUGGGCGUCAGAAAGGAGCGACAUGAUGUCGGUCCCGAGUCAGUUGACCGACUAUGCAGACCGGAAUCUAUGACUUAUGUACCUCAAAUCCCAUCAAAGCUAAGACCUCUUGCAGGGAUAAUCAAUCAGCCUUUCCUGUGGACUGGUUUUGCUUUUUCACCUGCAUGUGUCUCGGUGUUUUGUGACUCUGCUGGUACCUAAGUCC